ACAGGAUAGUAGGAUACAGACGACAGACGAUCACGGACAGAGCCAUGAGACAUUCGUAUUACUGAUUGAUUUUAAUAUAGAUUGAAUUAGAUUCCUAUGUUAACUACAAACUACAGUAGGUAAAGUACCUUCGUUUAGCGGUAGUUAAAAUUACUGUCCAUUUGGAGAACAUUUCAUAAAAACUAUGGAGAAAACCAAACGACCAUUAAACGAAGAUGAAACGGACAAGCAAGAGUUAUCAUUGCCUCAAAAAAAGUACUAUAGGCAAAGAGCUCAUUCAAAUCCUAUUGCCGAUCACGAUUUUGAUUAUCCCAGUUGCCCAGAGGCUUAUGAUUGGUCAACACUAUACCCUGAUGUAACUAACACAGAGUCCAACAUUUAUAACAAGCGUGUUGAAAUGUUGGACAUUGGAUGUGGCUAUGGUGGUCUCUUAGUUACUAUGUCGCCCAUGUUCCCGGAUUCGAUGAUCCUCGGGAUGGAGAUAAGAGUAAAAGUAUCUCAAUAUGUCAUCGAGAGGAUUAAAGCACUUAGGGCCAAUCAACCCAAUUGCUAUAAUAAUAUAGCAUGUAUAAGAACUAAUGCAAUCAAAUACUUACCAAAUUUUUUUAAAAAAGGCCAAAUAAAAAAGAUGUUUUUUCUUUACCCAGACCCCCAUUUCAAAAAAUCCAAACACAAGUGGAGAAUCAUCAAUGACACUACAUUGUCUGAGUACGCUUAUGUGUUGGCUGAGGAAGCACUGGUGUAUACAGUUACCGAUGUGAAAGAUUUGCAUGAAUGGAUGGUUCAGCAUUUUUCUGAACAUGGUCUAUUUAAACGUGUAGAAGAUGGCGACUUGAAAGAUGAUCCUGUUGUUGAUAAACUGUACGCAAGUUCAGAAGAAGGGAAAAAAGUGACAAGAAAUAAUGGAGACAAGUUUUUAGCUGUUUUUAUGAGAAUUAAGGAUCCAGAUUUAUAGUAUACAGCAUCAUAUAACAAAAAAUAAAAUAAGAGAUUGAAUCCAUGUCUUUAUUAUAGUUUUGGAAUAAAAAUUAUUUUCAACAAG
Metopolophium dirhodum (rose-grain aphid) is the source of this 1042-nucleotide messenger RNA. RefSeq names its product tRNA (guanine-N(7)-)-methyltransferase. Bases 185 to 955 code for a protein of 256 amino acids. Gene Ontology annotation, biological process: RNA (guanine-N7)-methylation; tRNA methylation. Gene Ontology annotation, cellular component: tRNA methyltransferase complex. Gene Ontology annotation, molecular function: tRNA (guanine(46)-N7)-methyltransferase activity. Lineage: Eukaryota; Metazoa; Arthropoda; Insecta; Hemiptera; Aphididae. The record is from RefSeq and is a predicted model, not a curated record. The transcript has 6 exons.